Messenger RNA from Haliotis rufescens (red abalone), 1559 nucleotides. RefSeq names its product serine/threonine-protein phosphatase 6 regulatory ankyrin repeat subunit C-like. NCBI's taxonomy places the organism in Eukaryota, Metazoa, Mollusca, Gastropoda, Lepetellida, Haliotidae. Gene Ontology annotation, molecular function: protein binding. The record is from RefSeq and is a predicted model, not a curated record. The transcript has 4 exons. Bases 134 to 1474 code for a protein of 446 amino acids.
GGCGGAAGUAGUGCACUUGCUUGCACUUGAUUGGUCCAUUAUUUUCGGCUGUCUGCUAGGGAAUAUUUGUGAGGAAUGCAGGGACUGACAACAGACCACAAAUGAAAAGGAUGUUUGGUUUUGAAACUCUUUCAUGAUGAUGUUUGAAGCGCCCGAUUCUCGACUGUACUACGUUGUGGAGGAGAAUGACCUGGUGAAACUCCAGGGGCUAAUUGAUGAAGGUAGAAAUUUAGAUGAGUUUUAUUUUGAUGACCAGAACAUCAGCACGAAGUCCCUCAUGCACGUAGCCUGUGAGAAGGGAAGAUACGAUUGUGUGAAGCUGCUGAUAGACAACAAGGCCUCGAUGUCCGUGCGAGACAAGUGGGGACAGUCGCCGCUGAUGUAUUCAGUUGCUUCCAGGCAUGCUGAUGUAGCAGAACUGUUGUUGAUGAAGAAUCGCGAAAUUGUGGACGAUUCAGACAGUUAUGGGAAGUCGGCCUUGCACUCGGCAGCUGAGAUCGGUUAUGUUGAAGGCAUCAGGGUGUUGGUGAAGUAUGGAGCUAAUGUGGAUCGGCAGAUGAUGGAUGGGAACACGGCCUUGAGCAGAGCCAUCUGUGAGCGAGACUUGGAAGACUGCUCCGAAACUGUCCAUGUUUUGAUUGAAGCAGGAGCCGACUUGAACAUACGAGACAGGAGAUGUAAAAGAACUGCUUUGCAGAAUGCUGCAGUGAAGCGGAACAUCAAGGUGGUAGAGAUGCUGCUUGAGGCGGGAGCUGACACGAACUCCCUCGACGGCGCCGGCCGCACGGCACUCACCAACAUGAUGUACGAACACGUUAAAAAUGUGCAGGGCGUGUCUUUCAUUCCGGACGACGUCAUGACGAUCGUUGUGAUGAUGGUACAAGCUGGAAUCGACCUGAACCUCAACACAUGCGAGUAUUGCAAUCCUAUGAUGACUGCUGCAAAUCUGAGAGCUGAGCCACUGCUUCGACUCUUUCUAACCAAUGGUGCCGAUGCCAAUCUUACAUCUGUGAUGGGGGUAUCCAGCCUACUGAUAUCCACCAGCAAGAACGACAUCCUGUCUUUGAAGACUCUCCUGGAAUGGAAUGUACGCAGCGAUAUCCCCGGUCUGAUCUACAAACGGCGGGAGGACAAGGAGUACAUGGUCGAUCCGUUCGAGUUGGCGAUAAUGGAAGGACAUUUUGAUACUGCCAAGAUUCUUAUUUCUGCUGGAUAUGGGAAAUACCGCAAACCGUAUCUGUUUGACAAGGCUCUGUUGCCAAGAACGCUUCAACAGAAUCCUGACAUGUUAGAGUGGCUUCAGUCCAAGGCUUCUUGUCCAGAUUCUCUGCUUAAUUUGGUGUUAUUUUCGUGUCGGACUUUGUUGGGUAGAAACAUUAAAUCUGCUGUGAAGAAGCUGCCUAUCCCUGCCCGUGUCCGUGGGAUGAUUGCCCUCGCAGAUCUGUUAGAUAUUCAGGAUGACUUCUCGUCAUAGGUCACAAUUAACCGCGGUUGAUUAAAGUUUUUUUGUCUCCUUGGAAAACCGUAAUAAAAGGGACAUUGAGUAGACAAAAUCCUGA